AUCACAUCGAUCUGUGGGCGUUCCUUAGGCUAUCAAGUUUGUCAUUAACCAUAUUACAUUAUUGACAAUGUUGAUACCGUAUCACAGUGUCAGCCGCUUCUCAGGUGACCCAUCAUUACAUUUUAAAAGGAACCUUCAGUUUCUCCAAUAGAUUUAAGUGGGUGAUGACAAAAUCAUGGAGACAGAUUUUAAUAUCACCACACUGAGCUGGAUGACUGGAAGUACAGUGGCUCCUGCACAUCAAUCAGACACUGCUGGUUACAUUGGUGUUAUAGUUGCUAUCAUCUUCUUUGGUACCAAUCUGGUUCCUGUCAAAAAUGCCAACACGGGAGAUGGUAUAUUCUACCAAUGGAUAGCCUGUACGGGCAUCUGGUUAACAGGGCUAGUGGUUCAUCUUAUUCGUGGCUGCCCGACGUUUCAACCAAUUGCGAUGCUUGGAGGAUUUCUGUGGACAACAGGAAAUAUUACAGUGAUUCCAAUCAUCAAGACAAUUGGACUCAGUCUGGGAAUACUCAUCUGGGGCUCAUUGAAUCUUUUGGCUGGCUGGGCAAGUGGAAGAUUUGGUUUGUUUGGUCUUGACAAGGAUGUUAUCACAAGACCAGCCUUUAACUAUAGUGGAGUGGCGCUCGCAAUGUUAAGGACAUUGAUGUCAAUUUUCAUUCAAACCGACUUCAGUAGUAGUAGAACCAUCUUAAACAUUGACGACGAGACAUCACCAUUAUUAAAACACAUCCAGGAUGAGGUAAACACGCAAGUUAAUCAACCUUUAAAUACUGAUGAUGCUUCAUGGGUCGACAACCUGAGUCCAACCAAAAAACGAGUUAUGGGCAUUUGUCUCUCAAUGGUUGCAGGGAUUUUCUAUGGUGUAAAUUUUGUUCCUUGCCUCUGGAUUCAGGAUCAUAUUGAAGGAGCAAGUGAGAAUGGUUUGGAUUAUGUAUUUUCUCAUUUUUGUGGGAUUUUAUUUACCUCAAGUACGUACUUCUUUGUGUAUUGUAUAUUGAAGAAAAAUCAACCACAGCUACCGCCUGGGAUCGUCCUCCCGUCACUGGUCUCGGGGGUGAUGUGGGGAAUUGCCGAUUCGGGCUGGUUUGUCGCCAAUUUUUAUCUCUCUCAAUCUGUCGCUUUUCCAGUUAUCACCACGGGUCCAGCUAUAAUUGCUUCACUGUGGGGCGUGUUCUACUUCCAUGAGAUCAGAGGAAUUAGAAAUUAUAUAAUUUUAACAUUGACAUUUGUGGUCACAAUUGCUGGAGCAGUUUUAACGGCUUUUUCUAGAUUGUAAGCUAAAUUUAUCGUAGGCCGUAAGGCAACUUAUUUAAUACUUUUAAAUGCUGAAUUCAUUAUUUUUAAAAUUCAACCAGAAACAGUAGAAAUUUCAAUUAUUUGAUGAGUAUAUUUACUAUUUCAAUAUAAUCUUUUAUUAUUAUAUAAUUAAUACUUUUAAUUAAUAUUUUUCAAAAACACUUUAUUGUCCAUUUCAAGACAGGUAGAAUUUGUGUUUCCUUUGCAGCUGUGUUAAAAGGGUAAAAAUGAUAAAAUUACGUAAAAAUUACAAGACAAAUCAACCUGACAAUAACAAAACAGAUAUUAGCAAGUUAAAUAAUGAAAGUUCGGGAGUUUUAAAAGUCAUUAUAUAAAAUUUACAAUUUAUACCUCAGGGACAGACUAGUGUCAACAUUUAAUUAUAGCAAUAGUAUAUCAUAGGUGAUAUUCAUGUUGCUAUUGUUUUUGUUUUUAUUAUCAUUAUUACGUCUGCCAAAGAGGUUAUAUAUUCACCGCUGUCUGUCUUUUAGCAAGAUUAUGCAAAAACUAAGGAAUGAAUCUUCAUAAUAUAUAGUGCAAUUGUAUAUAAUAAUCUAAAGAGAUUUAAGAAGAAAAAUGUCACAGGACAAGAUCAAGGUCACAGAAAUAUAUAUUUAGUGAACUUAUCCUAAAAACUAUAGAUGGAAUCACCCGAAUGUAAUUGUUUGUGUAUGUUUAAUGUAUUUUUUUUCUCAUAUUAUAUGAAUGUUAUACAGUAUUAAAGAUAACCAUUAGUUUUGCUAUAAAUUUAUAUUGAAU
Anneissia japonica is the source of this 2058-nucleotide messenger RNA. RefSeq names its product transmembrane protein 144-like. The transcript has 10 exons. Lineage: Eukaryota; Metazoa; Echinodermata; Crinoidea; Comatulida; Comatulidae. Gene Ontology annotation, biological process: carbohydrate transmembrane transport. Gene Ontology annotation, molecular function: carbohydrate transmembrane transporter activity. Gene Ontology annotation, cellular component: membrane. The coding region runs from base 176 to 1279 and encodes 367 amino acids. The record is from RefSeq and is a predicted model, not a curated record.